AUGGCACUCCGCCUAGGCACCCUCCCAUGGAACUCGACCCCAUAUGCACACUGGCUGGCUUCUCACACCCGAGUCAUCUCAGGCGUUGGUCGCGCAACCUCGCCCGUGCCAGCCCCUUCCAGGUGUCAGGCAGAUGCCAAGGCCUGGAGCCGCUCAACCUCCUCACGACGCAAGUCACAGCAAGAACACCUGCCCCAACACCCACCAAUGGUCUCAUUCUGGGGAAACCCCACAGACAAACAGGUAGAGGCUUGUAGCCCCUCAUUUGUCAACCCUGACACCCAGAAGCUGCGGGAGACACUAAUCAGCAGGAGAACAGAGCAGAAGAUGUGGAAGGAGAACGAAAAGGGAGAUGGGUCAGACCACCGCCUGAAUUGUUUGGGGACUGUGAAGUCCCUGGGUGAGAGCACAAAAGGCAAACCAGACCAGCUGGCCAGUCCUGGAAAGCCCCCAGAUACUAAGGAUUUGGGGGACCAUUUACAGCAGAAAUACGAACAGUUCUUCUGGGGUAUCCCCUUUCUACACAGCGAGUCGCUGGAGGCUAAUGCCAGGGAAUCUGGUUCCCAGCAAGAGAUUCGCUCUGUCUCUUUCAAUGGACACUCUUCUGCCUUCCCAUUCCGAUUUCAGGCUACAGUAGGGAUACACAUUUCAACAACCCAACCCCUGCUUCAGCCUAUGGCCCCAUCCCAGCCCUUGCAUCAGACUGCGGCCCCAUCCCAGGUCCUGCCUCAGCCUGCAGCCCCAUCCCAGGUCGUGCCUCAGCCUGUGGCCCCAUCCAAGCCCUUGUAUCAGAUUGCGGUCCCAUCCCAGGUCCUGCCUCAGCCUGCGGCCAGAUCCCAGCACAAUCUGAAAUGUCAUUCUGUGGAGAAGCAGCGAGAAAGUGAGAAGACCUUACCUUCUACGGUUAAAAAAGCUCAAGUCCUCAGCCCAGUGAGUUCCCUCCCAGCCCCCUCACCUACGUAUGAGGAAAUGCAGAAAAACCUGGAGGAGACCCCACCUGGUGAUGGCCAUGCGUCCUCAGAAGCGCGUCUGACCACACAGGCGAGCAGGCCGCCUGCUCAGACCUCCACGUGCGUGUCUGUGGGCAGAAUGUGGCACACCGAGAUGGCCGUGAGGGCCCACAGAGCCAGCCUGAAGAUGAACCCACGUGUAGCCACGACCAGGACUGAGUCAGUUGGGGAGGGUGGAGGCUGGGCCGCAGGAGUCCCCCACUGCAGGAUCACAGUGUUGGAGGGCAGCACUGGGUCCCCUUCUUCAAGUGCUGAUGAGGACGGGGAGUCGGUGGUGGAUGAGGCCUCUGCUUGGAAAGUCACCUUGAAAUCCAGUGUGCUGGCCAACUCCCAAAUUACUAAUCUGGACCUGAGAAGAUCAGGGACUCCAGGGACAAAUACAAUCCCAACACUGCCAAGUGAAAAGGGUGCGAUUCAGGAUCCAGAAGAACCACGGCCUGAUGCACAGCACAGUGACUCUGAGCUCCGCGAGAACGUAGUGACUGGGAAGCAGCCUGCGGACAGCGGCCCUGCUGAGCUUCUUCAGGACUGCGACGCUCCCGCGCUCCCGCAGCACUCCCGGGCGUUUCUUGCCGCAGACGGUUCGGAUUCUCAGAGCUCUCUGUGCAGCUCGCAGAGCACAUCAACUGGGGACACAUCAGCUGCACAUGUGUCAGGUGACAUCAUGUUGAGUAGAUGGGCCUCACAUCAGAGCAGUCAGGGAUUGAAGGGGUCCUGGAAACCGGAGGAGCCAGAUCAGAGCCAGAGCAAGAUGUCUGUCCCUGCUGGUGAGGAAAAGCACUGUACCUGCCCACCUACCUGUGUAGCUGGAGUCCAGCUAAAUACGUUUUCCCAGCUCUUGGAAAAACCUCAGUGCCCCCUGGGAGAGGAGGCAGUAAAGAAGGAGGCGAUUUCCAGCCCAGUGAGUCUGCUCCCUGAGACCUCACCUACGUAUGAGGAAAUUGAGAAGACCCUGGCAGUGACCCCACCCGGUGAUGGCCACGUGUCCUCAGAGGCUCCUCUGACUACACAGCCGAGCAGACCACCUACUCAGACCUCCACGUGCGUGUCUGUGGGCAGAAUGUGGCACAGCGAGAUGGCCGUGAGGGCCCACAAAGCCAGCCUGGAGAUGGGCUCAGGUGCAGCCACGGCCAGGAGUGAGUCAGGUGGGGAGGGUGGAGGCUGGGACGCAGGAGUCCCCCACUGCAGGAUCACAGUGUUGGAUGGCAGCAGUGGGUCCCCUUAUUCAAGUGCUGAUGAGGAUGGGGGGUCAUUGGUGGCUGAGGAGGACUCUGCUUGGAAAGUCACCUUGAAAUCCAGUGUGCCGGCCAACUCCCAAAUUACUAAUGAGGAUUUGAGGAGAUCAGGGAAUCCAGGAACAAAUAAAAUCCCAACACUGCCGAGGCACAGUGACUCUGAGCUCCCGGAGAAGCUAGCGUCUGGGAAGCAGCCUGCAGACAGCGUCCCUGCUGAGCUUCUUCAGGACUGCGACGCUCACGCACUCCUGCAACACUCCCGGGAGUUUCGUGCCGCAGACGGUUCGGAUUCUCAGAGCUCUCUGUGCAGCUCGCAGAGUACAUCAACUGGGGACACAGCAGCUGCGCAUGUGUCAGGUGACAUCAUGCUGAGUAGAUGGGCCUCACGUCAGAGCAGCCAGGGGCUGAAGGGGUCCUGGAGACGGGAGGAGGCAGAUCAGAGCCAGAGCAAGAUGGCUGUCCCUGCUGGUGAGGAAAAGCACUGUAGGAGGUCCGACCAAGGAGAGCAUGAAAAAAGAUCAGCACAACCGAGGGCCUCCCAGGACAAUGAGAUGUUAAAUAAGGAUAAGGAAACAGGAGAAUACUUAAGAAGCAAGUCCUGCCAGCUGGGACAGAAGGAGGAACAGGCUCCUCCAGAAAGCCACCUCACAAAAAAGACACAGCACUUUCCGCGGGGGAUUUUCUCCAGUGAACUUCCCCAGCAAAAAGGCAGGCCUCCUACAGCCACUGCCCAGAGCCAGGGACAAGACAAUAGCAGAUCUGCUCCGGACAGCGGGGCUGCCGAGGCUCAGGGGAUCGUGACAGCCUCGUCCCCUGUGGGACGGAUCCUAGGCGAGAAAAUCAAACUUCAACAUGGACGUCCUCUCUUGGAGUUAAAUUGGCACAAAGGGCAAUUCCAGGCUCCAGCAGGAGAACAUGGUGCCACAGACUUCUGGUACCACAGGCUUCUCUCCUAUGAAGAGCAAGGGAGGGCGACGAGAGACAAAGCCUGCAAUCUCCAGGCCACCCUGAAGGGUUACAGCAGUCCUGGCAAGAGCAGGCUGGCCAGAGACAAGGACGGCAACAAGGCCUUCCCACCCCGUGAGCUGGGGUGCCCAGCGAACCCUGCCAGCACGGGCCAAGGGCGGCAGGUGCCUCAGCCUGCACCCUCCACUGCCCAAGGCAUCCUAUGA
Messenger RNA from Manis pentadactyla (Chinese pangolin), 3417 nucleotides. Its product is annotated as spermatogenesis-associated protein 31E1-like. NCBI's taxonomy places the organism in Eukaryota, Metazoa, Chordata, Mammalia, Pholidota, Manidae. The transcript is spliced from 2 exons. The record is from RefSeq and is a predicted model, not a curated record. Bases 1 to 3417 code for a protein of 1138 amino acids.